AUGGAAGGAGCUCCAGACCUACAGGCUCGUAGGAGUACGUCAUGCCCUCGAGUCCUUGGGAGCGAAACCGAGCGAUCGAACCCGUCAACCGACGAAGGGAUAGACUCUGCCGCGGAAUAUGGAGCUCAUUCCUCACCUGAGAACGCAGCUAUCUCUCCAAUUUCUGGAAAUGCCACCGGGUCAGCAAAAUCAACUUCUCCAGAAUUCCGGAAAUCAAGCUCGAGCUCCGGAAGAGUUCUCGGUCCGGCAGGGGUAUCCAAGGAGCAGUGCGAGAGGAAGAGUCCACACACUGAAAGUUCCAGGAACCGGGAUAAGGACUGUGCACAGAGUCAGUGUCCCCUCCAUGGACAGAUCUUGGUCGAUGGAGCGGCAGCUGAAUUCAUCGACUUUUGCGAAGAAGUACGCUCGAAAAACCCUCUAAGCCCCGUGCGCGAGAACGGUCAGGAUCGUAUAGGAUCCCUCAUAUGCGAAUUCCUGGUGAAUAAGAAGAGUUGGGACACGGGAGCGGCGAUAAUCGCGGUGAGAAAAGCGAGAGAACCCGGUAUUUGCGAGGAAAAAUGCAUCGAUGCACUCUCCGCGCGUGUCGGCAGCACCGACGGAGAUGGUGCAAAAAAUCUCUUCUCUCAGCAGCUACCGACCCUGGACAGCGCCGGGAGAAGAUUGCGCGAGCUGAUGGCUAAGAUUCCCGGCUUAGCCGUCGCCGAGGAUCCCUUAUGGGUGCGGAAGUUUGCGUCUCAGCUCUCCGGUUGCCGGGAGCCGGGAUUUCCCGGGGCCCGCCACACGCGCAUCAGCGAAGAGAAUCUGCUUAAGUUAUCAGGAGCUGCCUAUCGGGUGACCUGGAAAUCGGACGGCCUCCGUUUCCUCCUGCUCAUGACGCACCCUGGAGUGACCUUCCUGCUUGGAGAGGAGGAUGAGGCCUACCAAGUGUCUGGUUUCUCUUUUCCCUACUCAAAGGACGCCUCCAGACCACUCUUCACGACUCUGCUCGAUGGGGAAUUGGUGUUUGAUCUGGACGGGGGAAUAAGCAGACCUCGCUACCUGAUCCACGACAUCAUUCAUUUCCGUCUUCAGAAAAUGUGGAAGAUGAAUUUCAGCGAGCGAGAGUCGUGCAUCCAGAAGGAAAUCAUAGAUGUCAGGAGGCGAUACGCGCAAGAGGGGAUCCUCGAUUUGAAGGAGGAGCCCUUUUCGAUAAGGAAGAAAGAGUUCUUCCCACUCGGAAUGACCAGCAAAAUCAUCGCUCCGAAGUUCAGAUCGCAGGUCUCGCACAGGGUCGACGGCGUAAUCUUCAAAGCGGUACAUGAGGCCUAUUCACCCGGACCCAGUGAUGCUCUCUUAGAAUUUAUUCUACCGCAAUCACUCAACGGGGCAGCAUCCGCAUUCCAAGAUUCUCUUCUCGAGAACAUUCGACACACAUCCUCAAAAGAGUCGAAAAGUCCAUCCCCACCAUUCGACGAGCCGGGCAGGAAACGGCACCGCUCACUGCCACAGGGGAAUAGUCUACUCAAAUAG
Messenger RNA from Galendromus occidentalis (western predatory mite), 1509 nucleotides. Its product is annotated as mRNA-capping enzyme-like. Lineage: Eukaryota; Metazoa; Arthropoda; Arachnida; Mesostigmata; Phytoseiidae. Gene Ontology annotation, molecular function: mRNA guanylyltransferase activity; ATP binding. The coding region runs from base 1 to 1509 and encodes 502 amino acids. Gene Ontology annotation, biological process: 7-methylguanosine mRNA capping. The transcript has a single exon. The record is from RefSeq and is a predicted model, not a curated record.